CCAUGUGGAUAACAGUGUAAAGGCAAAACUGGAGCCAUUUCUAAAUUUGUCAGGUGAUGAGAGCUAUCAAAAUCGCGACCUUGAGAAGAUCGCUCAACAAGUAUCAAAGCAAUUUUAUGAUGAAAAAGUUAAGCCAUCUACAUUGAUUCCAAAACAAGUUGGAAAUAUGUAUACAGCAUCCCUAUAUGCUGCACUUGCAUCAGUUAUUCAUAAUAAGCAUAGCACCCUGGUUGAUCAGCGUAUAGUUAUGUUCUCAUAUGGCAGUGGCCUUGCUUCAACCAUGUUUUCGUUAAAGCUUAAUGGUGGUCAACAUCCAUUCAGCUUAUCACACAUAGCCUCAGUGCUAAAUGUUGUAGAAAAGCUAGAGGCGAGACAUGAGUUUUCGCCGGAGAAAUUCAUCGAGACAAUGCAGCUGAUGGAGCAUCGCUAUGGAGCGAAGGAUUUCGAGACGAGCAAAGACACGAGUUUGCUCUCUCCUGGUACGUUCUACCUCACCCAUGUGGACUCAAUGUACCGGAGAUUUUAUGCUAAGAAGGGUGCGGCAAUCAGUGUGGCCGGAAAAGCUGCUGGCCUGAGUGCCAACAUUCUUGCCAAUGGCCACUAGAGUAGGUGCUAAUGGUGAUAUGUGCCAAGUCCUUCUAUAUGUCUGGAAUGUAUUCCUCUAUGAGCAAAAGCCUUUUAUAAUUUGUUUCUGAUAAUUGCGGCAAGAAUUUAAUGUUGUUUUUAUUA
Molecule: messenger RNA, 729 nt
Organism: Phalaenopsis equestris
Lineage: Eukaryota; Viridiplantae; Streptophyta; Magnoliopsida; Asparagales; Orchidaceae
Product: hydroxymethylglutaryl-CoA synthase-like
Exons: 4
Biological process (GO): acetyl-CoA metabolic process
Molecular function (GO): hydroxymethylglutaryl-CoA synthase activity
Source: RefSeq, a predicted model, not a curated record